AUGUUAGAAACACUAAAAAAGCUAAAACAAAAAUGUGGUCAUCGCACAAUCAUAGGGGGAGACAUAAAUGCUUUUUCCACAAGAUGGGGAAGCAAGAAGACAAACAAUAAAGGGAAAUUGGUAGAAGAAUUCAUUGAUAAUGAACAGCUGGUACUAAUAAACAAGAAUGGACAACCAUACACGUUCUCUGGACCGAGAGGGGAGAACAACAUUGACGUCACUCUAACAACACAAGACCUAUCAGCAAAGGUAAAAAAUUGGAGCGUGCUAGACGGGAUAAUAACAAGUGACCACAGGUUAAUUUACUAUGAGAUCGGAGAAGGAACAACAUUCUCGAAACUGAUUAUAAAAAAGCGCUAUGUUACAAAGAAAGCGGACUGGGAAAAAUUCAAUAGGGAACUUGUUAUGCAAACACAACUCAUAUAUAACCAAGAUAGUGAUUUGGAAUCAAGAACAGAGUCAAUAAUGCAGGCGAUAACAAGAGCAUCAGAUAAGGCUAUACCUAAACAAAAACAAAAGAGGAAAGUCGCACCACCAUGGUGGACCAAUGAAUUGGAAAGCAAAAAGAAAAUAAUGCGAGCAGCAUACAGGAAAAUAGAAGGAGAUGAGGAGGGUAAACAACAACGUAGAGCAGUAUACAAUAGAGAGAGAAACCAGUAUGUCAAAACAUUGAGAACAGAAAAGAAGCUUUCAUGGAGAAAAUUUGCAAGUGAAAUAAAUGAUAACACUUGGGGCAAAUGUUUCCGAUGGAUUAAGAAGGGCUCGGCAAACAGAGAAGCACCUUCAGUGCUCAAGAGACAGGACGGAGAAUACACGAAAACACUUGAGGAAACACUGAAGUAUCUGCUGGAUACACUUAUCCCAACUGAGGAUACAGGAUCCGAACAGGAAGAACCCCCAUAUAGGGAACAAUCAGACUAUAGCAUGACCAAUAAAGAGGAAGUCAAAAACUCGAUAUGGAGAAUGUCGACCAAAAAGGCCCCAGGAGAAGAUGGUAUUAACGCCAUGAUCCUGCGCAAUGCAUGGCCGAUAAUGGGGGAUUUAAUAACAAACUUAUUCAAUGACCUGCUACGAAAUGCAUAUUUUCCAAAAAUAUGGAGAAAUGCUGAUAUAGUAACCAUAUUGAAAGGAAAAGAUAAGAAAAGGGAGGACCCAAAAUCAUUCAGGCCAGUGAGUUUACUACCAGUACUAGGAAAAAGCCUAGAACACCUUGUGUGUACGAGGCUACAUGAAGAGACAGAAACAAACAUGGCAAAUGGACAACACGGAUUUAAGAAAGGCAGAUCAACACUAACUGCGAUUAGUGAGGUCAUUGAAUGGGUAAACUUAAGAGAAGAAACAUACGUCAUGGGGGUUUUCUUGGACAUCAGUGGAGCUUUUGACAAUGUAAGAUGGGAACCUCUGAUUCAAGACAUGACAAACUUGGGAGCAUCUAGAGCAACAAUAAAAAUAACAGAAAGUUAUCUGCGUAAUAGAACAGCUAAAAUAAAAUUAGACAACACAACUGUAACUAAGACACUCACGAAAGGAUGCCCACAAGGAUCAGGAUUCGGGCCAUCAUUAUGGAAUAUAACGGUCAACCAGAUUCUAGCAACGGAAAGAGAAGAACAUACACACAGGGUCGCAUAUGCAGAUGACAUAGUAGCGCUAAUUGCAGGCAAUACCAGGAAGGAAUUGGUAAGCAGAACUGAAGCGCACAUUGAGGAUCUAUGCAUCUGGGCUAACAGAUAUGGACUAUCCUUCUCCAUGACAAAAACAAUGGGAAUGGUCCUUAAAGGCACAUUGGCGCCUGGUUUCUAUCUCAAGUUUGGAGAUGGAAGGAUAAAAACGGUAGAGAAAUUAAAAUACCUAGGCGUUGAAAUAGAUCAAGAACUAAAAUAUAAAACGCAAGCAAUGAACAUAGUUGAAAAAAGCACGGUAGAAUUCAGCAGGCUAAGAGGAAUAAUGGGAGCAGAAUGGGGAUUAUCAUUCGAAACGGCUCUAAUAUUAUAUCGGGCCAUCUACAUUCCAAGGGUUACUUAUGCAGCAUGCAUAUGGAUGCAAGACUGGAAUAAGACGACGAGAGAAAAGAUGAUAAGAAGUCAGAGAACACCACUUUUAGCGGUAUCAGGAGCGUACAACACCACUUCAACGGAUGCACUGCAGGUAAUAACGGGACUCCUACCUCUAGACCUACAAAUUAUGUGGGAAGGAACGAAACAAGAAUAUAGAAGAGGCAAAAUUACGCUGGAAGCACAAGAAGAGUUGAAGGACAACAUCAUACAAAUAUGGCAGGAUAGAUGGUCAAUCUCUAGGAAAGGUGAAUGGACAAGGAGGAUCAUACCAAAUAUAAGAACAAGACUAGACACACCAUUAUACCUCAAUCAUUAUAUAACACAAUACCUAUCUGGACAUGGGGACUUUGCUGCAAAAUUAUCAAAGCUGGGUUUGAAGGAUACUCCGAACUGCGCAUGUGGGCAAGGAACAGAUGACCCAGAACACUCCAUAUUUCACUGCAACAGGUGGAUGCUACAAAGAGAACAUCUGGUAGAGGCAGUACUAAGUGAAGGAGAGAACUGGCCAUGCCAACCUGAUGUGCUGAUCAAAACAAGAAGAAUCUAUGAUGCGUUUGUGAGUUUUGCUAAGACCACGCUCAUAGAGAAAUCAGAUGUUAACUAG
Molecule: messenger RNA, 2658 nt
Organism: Macrosiphum euphorbiae (potato aphid)
Lineage: Eukaryota; Metazoa; Arthropoda; Insecta; Hemiptera; Aphididae
Source: the annotation of a GenBank genome assembly